Molecule: messenger RNA, 3386 nt
Organism: Lotus japonicus
Lineage: Eukaryota; Viridiplantae; Streptophyta; Magnoliopsida; Fabales; Fabaceae
Product: ubiquitin carboxyl-terminal hydrolase 8
Exons: 13
Coding region: 217-2823 (868 amino acids)
Biological process (GO): protein deubiquitination
Molecular function (GO): cysteine-type deubiquitinase activity
Source: RefSeq, a predicted model, not a curated record
AUUUCAAUGCUAGAAAUGAAUAUUCCUUCCUAUGUUAUGUUUUGAUUGAACAGACCAAAUGAGCUGUAAUAAAUUUUCCGAAACGGAUGUGUAUUUUUCCCUCCUUGUAUUGUAUGUAUUAUAUCAUCAUCCUCUCCUUCUCUUGUUUGCUUCUCUGCAAUUCCCUCACUCUCUCUCUCUCUCUCUCUGCAAAUUCUUCAAUCUCUGUCAACAACAAUGGACUCUGCCUCCGAAGAUUGCUCCGACAACUCUCAACGACCGGACCCUCACAACAACAACAACGACCAGCAAGUCUAUUUCGUUCCUCUCAGGUGGUGGAAGGAUGCUCAGGAUUCAAUGCCUGCUGCGGAUUUCGAUAAGACGAUAGGAAUCGUGUAUGCCUCUUUGCCAAGUUCUUCCUAUGCUGGUCCUAUGAAGAUCAUCAAUAACAUCUUCAACUCAGAUCUUGUCUUGAAUUUUCGGGGUGAGGACGAUUCGCAGCACAUUAGUGAAAACGGCGAAGUGGGUGUGUCUGGCCGGGACUUCGCAUUGGUGUCUGGGGAUAUGUGGUUGCAGGCACUCAAGUGGCAUAGUGAUUCAAAAAAUGCAACAAAGGAUGACAAAGGCUUUUCAGCUACUGACAGUGAUAUGGGAGAUGUAUAUCCUUUACAGCUCAGGCUUUCUAUUCAGACGGAAACAAGUUCAUUUGCAGUCAGAAUAAGCAAAAAGGACAAUGCAACUGAGCUCUUUAAAAGAGCCUGCAAAAUGUUCAGUGUGGAUUCAGAGAUGUUACGCAUUUGGGACUUUUCAGGUCAGAUAACCUUCUAUUUUAUGAAUGGAGAAUAUCAAGUCCCAAUAGACAGUCAAAGGCAGUCUGAUCAGGAGAUUCUUCUGGAGUUGCAAGUUUAUGGGUUGUCAGACUCAAUGAGAUGUAGAGAUAUGAAAAAAGAUGAGAUGCCAAAUUUUUCUAGCAGUGCUUCACUGAAGAUGAAUGGUACUGCAGAUAGUAUGAAUUCUGAUGGUUCGCAUGCCAAUUCAUUGACCAUCUCUUCAGGCCCUGGUGAAGCUGGUUCCUUGGGAUUAACUGGAUUACAAAACCUCGGAAAUACUUGCUUCAUGAACAGUGCACUACAGUGUUUAACACAUACACCAAAGCUUGUUGACUAUUUUCUGGAAGAUUAUGGUAGAGAAAUAAAUCAUGAUAACCCAUUGGGCAUGAAUGGUGAGAUAGCUUUGGCAUUUGGAGAUUUACUCAGGAAGUUAUGGGCUCCCGGUGCAAGUCCCGUGCCACCAAGAACAUUCAAAUCAAAGCUUGCGAGGUUUGCACCUCAAUUUAGUGGAUUUAAUCAGCAUGAUUCCCAAGAGCUUCUUGCUUUUUUGUUGGAUGGACUUCAUGAAGAUCUAAAUCGUGUUAAAUGUAAGCCUUAUGCGGAAGCCAAAGAUGGAGAUGAUCGUCCAGAUGAAGAGGUUGCUGAUGAGUAUUGGCACAAUCAUUUGGCUCGCAAUGAUUCCGUCAUUGUUGAUGUGUGCCAGGGGCAAUAUAAAUCAACAUUAGUUUGUCCUGUUUGUAGGAAGGUCUCUGUGACAUUUGAUCCAUUCAUGUACUUAUCAUUACCUCUUCCGUCAACAACAAUGCGGACAAUGACUUUAACUGUUGUGAGUAGCAAUUGUGAUGGAAAGUCUCAAUUAUUACCAUAUACAAUUUCUGUUCCCAAAAAUGGAAGAUUUGAAGAUCUUACCCGUGCUCUUGGCACUGCAUGCUCUUUGGGAGCUGAUGAGACAUUGUUAGUAGCUGAGGUAUAUAACAACUGCAUCAUACGUUUUCUUGAAGAUCCAUCUGACUCAUUGUCCUUAAUCAGAGAUGCUGACAAACUAGUUGCUUAUCGAUUUAUGAAAGAUAAUGGUGAUGCCCCUUUGGUCGUCUUUAUAAAUCAGCGGAUGGAAGAGCAGUACAUCCAUGGUAAAGCGGCUCCAAAUUGGAAGGCGUUUGGAAUUCCUGUUGUGGCUAGGCUGUGCAAUACAAUAAAUGGAUCUGAUCUCUGCAAUUUGUAUCUGAAGUGGUUCCGCUCAUUUCAAAUUUCAAUUGAAGAGGCCUUAGAAAAUUGUCUUGUGCCUGAGAAAACUGAAGAAGUUGCAGAAGUGCAGGGGGUCUCAACUCCUUCAGAUGAAGGAAUGGAGUUUUACAUGACAGAUGAAAAGGGAACUGUCAAGAAUUCCAAAAUAUUAAUGAAUGAGCCUCUAGCAAUAAAUGAAGAGUUAAAGCUGCUGCAUGUGCUUGUAUGUUGGUCAGAAAAACAGAUUAAAAAUUAUGACACACAGCUUUGUAGUUCAUUGCCUGAGGUUUUCAAGUCUUCCUUUUUAGCAAAGAGACCUCAAGAAUCAGCUUCUCUAUAUAAGUGCCUUGAAGCAUUCUUGCAAGAAGAACCUCUUGGACCAGACGACAUGUGGUACUGUCCUGGCUGUAAAGAACAUCGUCAAGCUAGUAAGAAGUUAGAUCUAUGGAGACUUCCUGAAAUUUUGGUCAUUCAUCUUAAGAGGUUUCAAUAUAGUCGUUACAUGAAAAACAAGCUGGAGACAUAUGUCGACUUUCCUGUAGAUAAUCUUGAUUUGUCAGCUUAUAUUGCCCAUGCGGAUGACAAGUCAUACAAGUACACACUUUAUGCUGUCAGUAACCAUUAUGGAAGCAUGGGAGGUGGUCAUUAUACUGCAUUUGUCCAUCAUGGUGGUGAUCAAUGGUAUGACUUUGAUGAUAGCCGUGUUUAUCCCAUCAGCAAGGAGAAGAUAAAGUCUUCAGCUGCCUAUGUUUUGUUCUAUAGAAGAGUUUUUGAAGUAUCAACAGAAUGAUAGAGUAGCAUAUAGUUCAAACAGAAAAUUGAAGCUAGAUAGAACCUUUGAUUAACAUUAUUUGCACCAUAGGGUACAGAGGGUGAACCCUAGCGUAAAGGUAAGAUAACUGCCAUUUGAAAGAGGAUCUAGUCAUGGUCAUGGAAAUAGUCUCUGCUCAUGGAGUUAAGAUUGUGCACAUCUAACCCUCUUAAGACCCUACAGGGGUGGGUGCAUGGUGCAUUGGACGCCAUUUUUUUAGUCUUACAAGUAUACUUAACCAGGUAGCAUUUUUUUGUGAUUUACUCUUUAGAAGUUUUGGGAUAGUUGGAGUUUCGUUAGGGAAGGAAUGGAGCUUUAAAACUUAGGGCAGUGCUAAAGAGGUUAGGGACAUACCCGUGAAAUGGAAGCAUUACAGCUGUUUAACCAUGUGAAGAGAAUCUCUGUUCUGAAGAGAAUUAAACCGAGUCCUGUGAAUUAGUAUUUCUUCAACUAUAUUUAUUUUCCUAUAUUGUUCUAUUGGAAAACCGUGAAAGAUGAUUUUCCAUUCAUUGAUGGAUAGUUAAAACUUUGCAGUUUAGCCA